AUGCAUCCUGUUAAUUGGGACGAUGAUAAGGAUGUUGAUGGCAUAAUGCCGAAGUUCCAUCGUGUUAAUUACUACACAGUUCCUCCUAUGGAGGAGUUGAUAUCAAAGGAGAAGGAAGAAGCUGGUUUUUGUUGCCACGUGAAGGACUUUUGUGGUAGGAAGACAUGGGUGAUAGUCUAUAUGGAUGAGAGCAAGAAACCUCCAGUUGGACUAGCCCUCAACAAGCCAGCUGAGAUAACUCUUAUCAAUGUCAGAUGCAUCAACAAAUCGACUGGAAAAGAGUACAGAGAUGGACCAAUGGUCAAUAAGUACAGAGAUAUGCUACUUAAGAAAACAAUAAAGCACGAUGCAGAAUUUGUUUCUUAUGAUCCAGUGGAAGGGAAGUGGAAAUUUAGGGUGUCACACUUCUAA
Messenger RNA from Solanum dulcamara, 411 nucleotides. Its product is annotated as nuclear pore complex protein NUP98A-like. The transcript has 2 exons. Gene Ontology annotation, biological process: protein import into nucleus; RNA export from nucleus; post-transcriptional tethering of RNA polymerase II gene DNA at nuclear periphery. Lineage: Eukaryota; Viridiplantae; Streptophyta; Magnoliopsida; Solanales; Solanaceae. Gene Ontology annotation, cellular component: nuclear pore; nuclear pore cytoplasmic filaments. The coding region runs from base 1 to 411 and encodes 136 amino acids. The record is from RefSeq and is a predicted model, not a curated record. Gene Ontology annotation, molecular function: structural constituent of nuclear pore.